This is a messenger RNA of Histoplasma capsulatum G186AR, 336 nucleotides long. RefSeq lists its product as uncharacterized. The transcript has 2 exons. The coding region runs from base 1 to 336 and encodes 111 amino acids. The record is from RefSeq and is a predicted model, not a curated record. Lineage: Eukaryota; Fungi; Ascomycota; Eurotiomycetes; Onygenales; Ajellomycetaceae.
AUGCAUGUAGUAAUGAUAAUCAAAGCGCAGCGCAAGUCAAAUAACGGCAAAAGUGAAACAAACCGUAACAAUGGGAAAGGAGUUAAAACAUACCUCUAUAAAUUUGAGGAAGCCGUUCUUAUGAUGUACUCUUCCUCGUUAGUUAAUGUAAUUAGGUUGUUAUUUUUAGGCUUGCGACGGAAAACGGUCGAGCAAGCGGGAGGCCCUGGACCGAUUUCUUGGGACGGUAACGAGCGUUUCCAAAAGGAGCUCAGGGUGAUUCACCUGUACUAUUUACACCGAAAGGAGCUUCUUUUCCAAGUCUCUUCGCGCCACUGCGUUGCGCUGUGCCGUUGA